GACAGCAGGGAACAGCUGCAGCAUUAGGUUCGAGUAGGAUUUCACUGCAUUGCGAUUUCAAAUAUCAGUCAUUUCAUCCCCAAAAGCGGCGCAGAGCAGCUCGACGCAGCAACCAAAUAUCAUUGAACAAUGGUUGAUCGCGAGCAGCUGGUGCAGAAAGCCAGGCUGGCUGAGCAGGCUGAGAGAUACGAUGAUAUGGCAGCUGCUAUGAAAUCGGUAACAGAGCUGAAUGAGGCCCUGUCCAACGAGGAGAGGAACCUUCUGUCUGUUGCCUACAAGAACGUGGUCGGGGCCCGCCGCUCCUCCUGGAGGGUGAUCUCCAGCAUCGAGCAGAAGACCUCGGCCGACGGCAAUGAGAAGAAGAUUGAGAUGGUCAGGGCCUACCGGGAGAAGAUUGAGAAGGAGCUGGAGGCCGUGUGCCAGGAUGUGCUCAACCUUCUGGACAACUUCCUGAUCAAGAACUGCAGCGAGACGCAGCACGAGAGCAAGGUGUUCUACCUGAAGAUGAAGGGCGACUACUACCGGUACCUGGCCGAGGUGGCCACGGGGGAGAAGAGGGCCACCGUGGUGGAGUCGUCGGAGAAGGCCUACAACGAGGCCCACGAGAUCAGCAAGGAGCACAUGCAGCCCACCCACCCCAUCCGCCUGGGCUUGGCUCUCAACUACUCUGUGUUUUACUACGAGAUCCAGAACGCCCCGGAGCAGGCCUGUCAUCUGGCCAAGACCGCCUUCGACGACGCCAUCGCCGAGCUCGACACCCUCAACGAGGACUCCUACAAAGACUCCACUCUCAUCAUGCAGCUGCUCCGAGACAACUUGACACUGUGGACAAGUGACCAGCAGGAUGACGAGGGCGGGGAGGGCAACAAUUAAAGAGAAACCACACUUCGAAAAAAAAUAUAUGAAGGGCCGGUGGACUUUGGCAGCCGCUUUUGCCGAUGAUACUACCGCAGCAGCAGUUCUUUAUUUUUCCAUGUGUUAAAAGAAAAGAAUCAAAAGAGAGGUGAGAGUGGAGGUUAAAUCUUAGUUUAAAUAUAUAUAGAAAUAUAUAUACAGUUGAAAGGGGCCUCCGUCUUCUUGAUUUUCUCUUUGACAUUUGCCAAAACCACUGAUAUGUCAGUCAAUCAGCCUGAAGUGGUUGUUGUUGGAUUGAAAUGGCAGCCUCACACUGGCAUAGGAACUGAUCUUGUUCUGUCAAGAUAAGCUGCUUAGUUAGGUUUUUGCGUGAUAGAGAUGCUUUUGAGUCACUUGAGAGAGAAAAUGCUUGAAUGGGAAUGCCUCACAAAUCUAGUUUGCAUUGGUUCCAGCAGUAGUCUAUAUACGAGAAAGGGCCCUGAAAGCCAUUGACGUUAAACCCACACACAAAAACGAGAAAAAGAAAGUUUUGAACUGAUUAAUCCCCCCCUAAAAUUUACUGGACAGUAAAAUUGAUUCCCCUCCUUCUGUCUGAAGUGUAUUUGGCAUCUCACAGAUUAGUCUGUUGUGUCACUGGAACCAUAGAUUCUUUUGGAGGUGAAGAUUAUUAAAGGCAGAGACUUAACGAUACAAAACAAAACAAAAAAAAAGACUAAAACAAUAAAUAAAAGCAGCUUCAGAGUUUGUGGUUUACUUCUGUGUUUGUUUUAUUAAAUGCACUUGCCUACUAUACUGUUUCUUCAGUGUAAGAUGAUGACAACAAUAAUAUCGAUUAUUCAAUAUUGUGCAUGCUGGUGAUGUAUUUAUAUACAGUAGCUUGACUUUAUUAACUUAUACUGUGGGUGUUAAGUAUUCAUAUGAUUGAGAAAAACAGGCUUUGUCUGAUGUUGAUUUCUAAUUUCUAAUUUAUUUCGUUUUGUUAUGGGUUUUUGAUUUGCUAUACCAAAAUGGUGAUCGUAAAAAUUGACCUGUAAUGGGCGUUGCUAUAGUGACAUGCAAUAUGUGUUUUUAAUUUGUUAAUGAAAGAAAAAAAAAAAGGAAGAUAAAAACUCACCAGUGAUCACUUAACCUUACCUGCUGGUGUUCGUCACAUUGAAGUAUGAUUAUGAUAUAUUUUGACAGUAUUUAAGUACUUUUUUUUCAUGUCAUGCUAUCCAGUUUUAAUAAUGGUGAAUUUUUCAGGCUCAAUGUUUCUGUUAUGAAUUCACAAACAUGGACCAUAUUUUAUUUCUGACAGUAUACUUUUUUUUUUGUUCGUUUGUUUUUAUACAUUUUAGCUGUUCCUGAGUGACAAAAUAUCUUGAAUGUGAGUCAUUAUGUAGCAGUUGCACAAGAACCGAAAUAAUAGCUAUGAUAAUAAAAAAGAAUAUGACUAAAUUACACAUGCACCAUUUCCGUGGUGGUCCAGUGUAUUGUUGUAUCGUCACCCAUAAGAAAAGUUUGAUUUGAAGCAAAAUCAUGUUUUGACACUUUGUUUUGUGGCCAGAGUACGGUAUGUGCUUUCUUUUUGUGCCUGUAUCAUUAUUUGAUAUGCCUCAUUUGCAAGCAAACGAUAUAGAAAAAAAAGGAUUUAUCUGCCAGUAUUUGAAGUUCCUGCAAGCAUGUGUGCAAGCUGUAAUAUUUCCCCCUUCCUCACUUUUACGUGUGUCCGACGGUACUGCUCUCUGUACAGCACAUAGGUACGAAUAUUCAACACCGAUGCACGAACAGAGUCACGGGGAAAGCGUAGGCAGUUCAGUAGAAUUGGUUAUUGACUAGCAAAUGUGAGAAUUCACGUCUUCAGAACAAACUUUAGACACCAGGAAGCUGCUUGAGAGCACAGAAAGCUGCUGAAUGGAUAAUGCUGCUAGUUCUAUAGAGUAUUACAUUAAUAUAUUCAUACAGAUGGCAGGUUUGGGGACUUUAUUUUUACUAAUAGAUGGCAGUUUUGGGGUUAUUAUUAUUAUUUUAUAUCUCAGAUGUGAUGGCAUGGCUUAAGAGAGAAACCAAAAGCCUUAAGGUCAGUCACACAACCUCGUUCAUGUAUGCCAAUUAUGUCACCGUCAUGAGUCAGCCUCCACGAGCUCGCACUGUAUGUCACAGCUGCUUUGAUUUAUUUUUAACGUAGUAUAAAGUUGACGAAGGCUCGGCAGACAAAUAGCAUGAAAUCGUAAUGCCAAUCUGCAACAAGGCUCACGUGGCUUAUGAAUAUCACAAUCCUACACUUUCAUUUUGAAGUUUGUCUGUUCAAAUAGUGGAAACUGAUUUAUUUAUUUUAUUUUAUUUUUUUGAUAAAACAGACUGAGAGACUUUCACUCAUUGCCAAGAAUACAUGCAUUGUGUUCCUCUUUAAUUCAUUUGUGUUUUUAUUUUCCUCUGUGGUUUGUGUUUUUACUUUUGAGUUUGCAUUAUUUCGGAUGUUGAUCCUUGUUUCUGUGACAUGAAAACAUACAAGAACAAGAAAUGAGGAGACAAGAUUUUGAUUUUAAUCACAAAUGAGAUUAAAAAAGAGCUGACCUACUGGAAAUUAGGGGGGAGGGGCAAUAGCUGAAAAUGGGAUAUAAACUGUAUGCUCUGAGGAAUUUUUGGUUGCCAUCUGUUGCCCAUUAAAGUUAUUUGUUUAUCGGUA
Molecule: messenger RNA, 3523 nt
Organism: Chelmon rostratus (copperband butterflyfish)
Lineage: Eukaryota; Metazoa; Chordata; Actinopteri; Chaetodontiformes; Chaetodontidae
Gene: ywhag2
Product: 3-monooxygenase/tryptophan 5-monooxygenase activation protein, gamma polypeptide 2
Exons: 2
Coding region: 130-873 (247 amino acids)
Biological process (GO): signal transduction
Cellular component (GO): cytoplasm
Molecular function (GO): protein kinase C binding
Source: RefSeq, a predicted model, not a curated record